Messenger RNA from Paramuricea clavata, 2354 nucleotides. Lineage: Eukaryota; Metazoa; Cnidaria; Anthozoa; Malacalcyonacea; Plexauridae. The record is from the annotation of a GenBank genome assembly.
GACAGAUAGUUUUAUUAGUUAAAACAUUUCAACCUUCUGGUUGAAUUACGUCUAACUUUAGAAUUUACAUAUAAAUUUUGAUUGUGUGGUAUAAAACUACUUUUAAAUCUAUUUGUUAAAAUUAUUCUCUUUUCUUAGAUUAUAAUUUGAGAAGUUCUUUAGUACUCGCAAUUAUAAUCCGCAAUUCGCUUGAUUAUUCCCUUAGAUACUGAAAGUAUAUACACAGAAAUUACACAGAAAAUCGCUGAUAAAUAUGGUAAAAUUUUUGAUUGGGAAAUGAAAUCCAAAGUAAUGGGAAGAAGUCCUAAGGAUGGUGCAAUCAUGACGGUAAAACUACUGGAUCUACCAAUAACAGCAGAGGAAUAUUUAGAGAAUGCUGUGGCACUAGAAAACGAAUGCUUUCCUCAUUGCAAGCCAAUGCCAGGUCAGUGCUAUCAGUUUUAACACUGUAAGAUCAAAGGCUGGUUUACAAUAUCUAAGUUUCUGUGACCACAGUAGGAAUUUUGCGUAGGUAAAUUCUAAGUUUUAAAGGAUUUGUCAAACGAGGUUGAGAAUUCGUAAGAAAUGUUUGAGCAUACUGACUUAAUGUUAUGUUAAACACUGAGUCAGCUCCCUCAAACGUUUCUUACGAAUCCUUCAAAACGUAGAAUUUCUGAUACAAAAUACCUACUGUGAUGACAGAAACUUUGAUAGUGUAAACCAGGCUUAACACUAGCCUACUCCACAGUAUGAUCAUGCAGUGCCAGCAGUUAACCAUUGGGUCAUCUAAUCCAUCAACAUCGUAUUUUGGUUUAAUUUAUUCAAUAUGUAAUACACCUGAUUUCGUAAUUAUGACAUGAAUACUUCCUUGGGCUGGGAGCUCGUUUUCAUUGAAUCCAGCCUCACAAUUCAUGAGAACGAAGGCUUCCGGACAAAGGCAAUUUGCCAAUAUUACUCUGUAUUUAUAAAAGGGAACUUGACAAGCAGACUGCAGACAGAUAAAAAUAGCCAGCAAUUUACUUUUAUUUUUCAAUUUACCGUGUAAUUGGUUAUUCACUAUGAUUGCAGGGCCCUUCAAGUUUCGAUAUCUGCAAUAGGCAGUUCUCUGGUUAUAAGUUGGCCUCAGUCAUUGAAUGUGCCAAACACCGCGCAAGUUUUCGUCAGGACUUCAGAUUCGCCCUGUACUAUUACUGUGUUGAUUGUAGCGAUAGCCCUCACUGUAGCCUACGUCGUAGACUCUAUAGCUCGAUGUUUUUGCUGUUUGCUAGAGUCCAUGACGUAGGGCUGGGCCUUUAAGAACAUUUCGUUAGUCUCCUUAUUUUUAUACAUGGUUAAUAAUAGAGCAUCAUUAAAAAUAUCUCUCUCUUGCCUAAGGUGCUGAAAGAUUAGUAAAGCACCUGCAUUCUCAUAACAUCCCAUUCUGUGUGGCGACUGGCUCGAAGACCUGGCUUUACAAGGUGAAAACUACGAAUAAAGAAGAUCUAUUUAAUCUAUUUUCCCACUAUGUCUGUUCCGAUGAUCCCGAGUUGAAACAUGGAAAACCAGAUCCAGAUAUCUUUCAAUUAGCUGCAUCAAGAUUCGCCAGCAAACCUUCGUCACCUGACAACAUAUUAGUGCUUGAGGAUGCUCCUAAUGGAGUGCAAGCAGCUCGUGCAGCCAAUAUGAAUGUUGUUAUGGUUCCAGACCCCAGAAUUGAUCCUUCAUUAUGUACUCAUGCUAGUCUCUGUUUGAAAUCUUUGAAUGAGUUUGAUCCAGAACUGUGGGGACUGCCACCAUUUAACGACUAAAUCUAGCUGACUAAAUUAUGCUUCGCAAAUUCAAAACGCCUUUUAUUGAUUAAAUGAUUAAACUGGAACGCACGAUAGAUUUGUGUUGUAAUAUAUAUCGCAUGUAUUGAGAAUCCUGCAGAAGAUAAGGGGUAAUUUGAGGUUUUAUACACAAUAUUCCGCUUUUAAAUUUUAUAUAAUAAAUCCUUCCAUAAGUCCUUCAAGCAUGCCUGGAUGAGCCAAGUAUUAUGUGAACCAGGCUUUAGGGGCUGAUUACAUGGAGAGUUUUCAGCCCGGGCUGAGUUUCAGCCCGGUUAAACGAGCUGAAAUUGCAUCACGAUUACAUGAGCAGUUUCAACUCAGCUAUAUUUAUCUUCAACCCGGGCUGAAAUGUCCGCCCGGGCUGAAAUAAUCUGAGUGUCACGAAAUAGGACAAUGAGCGUGUUACGCUUCUUUGAAGCAUUCAGACGCUGAUUAGUCCACCAUUUGACUUGUGUGAGACUGUGGUUAUAUGUAAAGUAUUUAAAAAUUAAACAAACACGCAAAAUAAAGCCAUUUAAACGGUUGUUUUUUAGCCCGGGCCGAAAUUAUUUGCGAUUACAUGCAUGC